Messenger RNA from Oncorhynchus tshawytscha (Chinook salmon), 5002 nucleotides. Its product is annotated as exopolyphosphatase PRUNE1. The record is from RefSeq and is a predicted model, not a curated record. Gene Ontology annotation, molecular function: exopolyphosphatase activity. Bases 370 to 2016 code for a protein of 548 amino acids. The transcript has 8 exons. Lineage: Eukaryota; Metazoa; Chordata; Actinopteri; Salmoniformes; Salmonidae. Gene Ontology annotation, cellular component: cytoplasm.
CUUUUGGCGCCUAAACGGCUCUUCGUUCAGUAGCGCUUUAAAAAAAAUACACAAAACCAUGAAAACCAUGCAAAUAUCACAUUUAAGCCAACAAAGUUACCUCCCAUUGCGUCAGAUCGUGACAUGUGUAUUCAAAUACAUUUUUUUUACCGGAGCAUAUUAUUAGAUGACCUGCAAAAAAAGGAAUGUACAGCUAAAUGCGUGUGGACUUGAAAACGUAUCUCACCUCACUAUUUAUUCUUCCUGCAGUGAGGAAUUACACUCUUCAUACAAUGUUUUUAUAACUUAUCUGCAGAUAAUCGUUGUCUGUAGCUGAAAAAGCAGUAACAAUAUGCAAAUCAGGGAGCUAAAUGAACGGCUCUUUCACAGAUGCAAUUCGGAUCCUUACGUUCACCAAAAAGAGCCGUUCAUUCGCGAAGGACCCACCACUGCCACUUUCUACAUUAUAGCCGCUACACUUCAGGAGCUGCUGUUUUUCAAAACGUGGUGUUGAAAUAUUUGUCAACUUGUCUUUGCACAGGACCCAGGUCUGUAAACAUUCUGUUUUACAGAAUAUCCCGGGCGUGCUCUACGCUGGCGAAAAUGGAGGGGUUUCUACAGAGAUGUAGUGCUGCAAUAAAGGGCAGUGCGGAGGGAAGCUCUGGGAUCCACGUCAUCCUUGGCAACGAGGCCUGUGACCUCGACUCCAUGGUGUCGUCCCUUGCCUUUGCCUACUUUCUGUCCAAAACGUCUGGCAGCUCAGGUAAGACUGUGGUGCCGGUGCUGAACAUCCCGAGGGCUGAGUUCCCCCUGCGGUCCGACAACGUGUUCCUACUGAAGGAGAGCGGUGUUCCGCUUGAGGCUCUGGUGUUCCGUGACGAGGUGGACCUGGCAGGGCUCCAUAGAGCCAAGAGGUUGAUGCUCACCCUGGUGGACCACAACGUGCUUCCUAGUGCCGACAUCGACUUGGAGGAUGCAGUUGUGGAAGUCAUUGACCACCACCACCUCGAGAGGACACCCUCCAUGUCCUGUUCCGUCACCGUGGAAACCGUGGGUUCCUGUGCUACCUUGGUGACAGAGCGCAUUCACCACAAGGCACCUGAAGUGCUAGACAGACAGGUGGCUCAGUUAUUAUACGGGGCCAUCGUGCUGGAUUGUGUCAACAUGGCCCCUGAGGCGGGCAAGGUCACACCCAAGGACAGCCAACUGUCCUGCCUGCUGGAGUCGCGUUUCCCUGACCUGCCACCCAGGGGCGCCCUCUUCCAGUCCCUACAAAGCGCCAAGUUUGACAUCUCAGGUCUUUCUACAGAGCAGAUCCUGCUAAAGGACAUGAAGGCUGUCUCUGGGGGCGACCUGAGACUGGCAGUCUGCACUGUCUAUAUGACACUAGAUGUGUUCCUACAGCGGAGGAGCCUACAACAGGAGCUUUGUGAGUUCUGUCACAAACACCGUUUCGGUGCGGUGGUCGCCAUGACAAUCUCUUUUAACGAACGCAGUGAGCCACAUCGGCAGCUGGCGGUCUACAGUUCCAGCACCCUCUAUAGGGAGGAGGUGAGCCAAGCAUUAGAAAAGUCGUGCAACCCCUCUCUGAGCUUCUCUCCAAUGAGCAGCCCCUUCAACAACAUCAAGUCUUAUCUCCAAGGCAACGCACUGGCCUCCCGCAAGAAAGUGCUCCCUAUCCUCAAGAACUUCCUGAAGGAGUGGGACAAGAAGCAAGUGCAUUGUGGGGAGGCGGAGGACUUUGAGGAGCUGGACGACCACGUUGACCCCACGGGGUCGCCUAGUUUCGACGACGACGCCCGUCCCCGCUGCUUCUCAGCCUCCCGGCACCACCGCCGCCGCCUGCUGGGCACCGAGGACUCUGGGAUGGAGGAGGACUUCCAGGUGCCGGCCACUCCCAUGAACAGCCUGGUGGAGGGCUGUCCGCUGGACGCCGGCCUUCCCCGGAUCAGCGCGGAAGCCAUUUUGGAGAAGUUCAGCUGCAUGGGAGGGGAAGCAGGGGAAAAUAAAGAUGGCAACUGGCCAGGUGAACAAUAACCUUCUGUUGAUGCCUUUUAAUCCUAGUACCCCUGGCUGACUGUCCUUAUGCACCUCAAUCCAACCAACAGACUAUAAGAAGGAGUGUUCAAAGUUCAUAUUCAGAAGCAUAUCAAUCAAUUGUAUGUUUCAUAAGGGACAUCUCAUAGCAAAUUAUAAUGACAAUCCAAAGGGGCCAUGUUCAGUAACUCACUGGUUAUAUAGCAAUCCUAGGUUUGCUAUCGGCAGCUCCGUUGACAUUAACUGGAAACAGGGCCCUGUUCAGGAGGAACAAAACGGAACAAAACAGGGAGGUACCAUCUGAACUAAGAAAUGCUUGUUUUUGUUUUCCGUUGCAACACGUUUUGCUGCGGUGUGCCCGAAUGAACACAACCCUGGACUACUGUGGCUGUCAGACUGAUCACCAAGCUCUUAUGGAUGCUUUACUCAAGUCAGGACUAACAACACCAUAGAACAUUAUGAAGAAUAAGAUAUUCUUCUAAAAGACUGGCAACCGGAUGAAAAAAAGGGAUGACUAGUAGCACUGUAUCAAGGACUCCAGAUGGAGUUUGAAUGAAGUGUGUGUUUUCUCUGUAUCGCAUCUGAGUACAUGGGACUGCCUCGUUGGUUAGCUGGUGCCAUCUCCAAGUGUAGGGGGAGUGGAUUAGAAAUGUGGAGAAUACAUAAUGGACUAACAUAAUUCAUCUUUGAAGGGCCUAUUUCAAUGUCACAGGCAUUUGAGUGAACCUUUAUGAUGAGGGAGAAUCUUGCAGUGGAGAGUGACUUCAUCCAUUAUGACAGCAUGUGUUUCAGCGGUCCUGGUCCUGGAAGACUGCUGAGUCUGCUGGUUUUUAGUGCAACCAAUCUAUGUACAGCUUCAUAUGUGCGUUAUUGGGCUGAUGACUGGACGCGUGAUAUCUCCUGACGUGUGUGUGCGAGCACAUGUGUUUGUUUCGUGUGUGUGGAGUAUUCAUGGUUAGUGGGACGUCUUGAUGACAUUAUCACCAGUCACAAAGUUCUCCUCAUUGUCGGGAUCCAUCUGAAAAGUGGGAAGAAUUCACAUCCUCCCCACAAAGAGAGAGAGAGAGGUGGAUAGAUAGAUACCAGAUGAUGGAUGCAACUCUGCUGCUCAUUCAUGCAUACGAACCUCCUGCCCCCGUUCAGAGACCUAAAUAUACUCAGUCACCUUUGCUCUCUCUCUCUCUCUCUCUGACUGAGAUUUAUAUCGCAAUGCUACUUCAGCUGUCCAAAUAUACUUAUCAUCUAGAAUCACCAUUGAUUAUGUUACCAGUGAGAAAUUAGCCUGAUCUGAGAUCUGUUUGCAUUCUUGCCAACCUCUAUCAUCAGAGUUGACUAUACAGCACCAACAGAUCUGGGACCGAGUUAGUGAUGAAUUGCUCUGAUCUGUAAUCUGUGUCGCAUACCCAGAGAGCCUCGUGGCGGUUAAUUUGAGUUAACAUUAGUUCAGAUGUCUGCUUCAUUAGCUGGCUGUAGUUGGGGCUGAGGAGUAGUUCACAUAGACGUGCAAACACACCCAGGCCAACCCACAUACAGAUAAAUGCAUAGACACAAACACAUUGGCUUCUAUGCAUGGUAAUUAUGUUCAGGUUGGUGCCUUGCCAUGUUUUAAUCGUUGUGGAUGUGGAGUCAUUAUAUGUCUGUUUGGGUAGACCUCUGUUCUCUACAUACAGUACACUGCAGCUCUAUAAUGUUAUCUAGUUGGUGUGAAAAUCUUCAAAUUCAGUUGACCAAGUGAAACUGAGCAAAAGACAGUGACACUAUUGCAUUUCAGUCUCUUGUCUCUUCCUUUGGAUCCUACCCUUUCAGUGUUCCCAGAUCACAAUGUUUCGACACGUGGAAGUAAUAAGAUGAUGGCUUCCUCUGAUAGGCUAUGUGAAGCUUUCACCAUACUACUCUCACCUAUCCAGUCCUUUAGGAUCUUGGAUCAAAUGCAGGGAGGAUGGUAGGGACUAAAAUUGUAUUUUGUUAUAAUUUGAUUUAAUAUAUUUGACAAAAGAAAACAUCUUUAAGUGUUGCCUAGCACUGUGUUGAACCAUUUAAUUAAGAUAUUAAAUGAAGAUAGUAUAGUUGAAGAUACUUGAUUAAAUCAACCAUGCAGUUUCAUUGAUAUCCUCCCUACAUCACAGCGAGAAGGUAUGUUCAGUCAUCUCGUUCAUAGUUAAACAAUAUAUGGCGUCUAAGCUAGCAUGGUAUUGAUAAUGAGUUUGCUAAUAAACAUACUCUGAAAGAUUUCUAUAUUCAGCCUCAGGUAUUAAGGAUUUGGCAAUCAUUGGCUUGUAGAUGUUCAGCAAGCUUAGAUUUUUAAAAAAUUAAAAAAUGUUUUGCCAGCUAAACAUGCAUGAGCAAAUUUGUUUUUGACAAUGCCAACACCAAUGUACUGUAUCUUGUAUCCCAAAUCCGUUGUUCCCAAGAGGGGUCAUAAAAAAGCAAAGCUAAUUAUGUUUGUGUUAUUUUUUAUAUCUCCAGUCCACAUACCUUUUGUGGAAGUGUUUCAUGGGAAAUGUAUUUAUAAUGCAAUGGCUCAGUGACUGUGCAGUUUAAUAUGAACACUAAACACUAGUUUGCCUUUUCAUUUGAAUGCCUUUCCUAUACCAUUUGUCAUGAUUACAUAUUUUUGUAUGUGCUCUGUGGUGUUCUAAUUUCUCCAUGUGUUUAAGGUUUGAAAUGUUAGCUAGCUCGACUUGUUUAGCUUCUAAACAGGUUGAACAAAGACAAGUCAUUCACAAUGUUUUUUUUAACCAAAUUGGUUCCCUUUUUCAGUUUAUCAUGCCCCCCUCAACAUGCAGUUCCUUUCAGCAUGGGUAGUUUUGUGAAUUUUGUGCAGUACAAUCAGGAUUCAACUUCCCUUGUAUUCAAGUAUGCAAUAUGAAGUGUUUGCUGUGCGGUUCCUUUAUUUAAGUGAGAAAAAAACUGAAUGUGAAAACCACGUGUAAGAAAAUAUUCUAAGAGUAAAAAUAUGCUGUUCCAUUAAAGAUGGAUUUGAAGA